GGCACAUGUGAAGAUUACUAAGAUUGAUGAAACUUUUAGCUGGUUUUACAAUGCUUGCACAAGUUGUGACAUGGAGGUCACAGUUGGAAAUCCAUGUCCAAUAUGUGAAGCUUGCAACAGAUACGUUCCGUAUCCCCAGAAAAAGUUUAAAAUUCAUGUUGUUGCUGAGGACCAAACCGGCCAGAUGCCAGUAGUGUUACGAGACAGAGAAGUGCGUGCAAUAACUGGGAGAAGAGCUUCUGAUUUUGCUGAUCAGAUUUUCAGUGUGCAAGCCUUUCCGGGAUGUGUGCUUGGUAUUACAGAUAAGGAAUACAGUAUAGUGAUCCAGAUUAGGGAGGCAAACGUUUUGAACAAGUUCAAGUAUUACUGGGCUACUAACAUCUGCAGAGGUUUUGUCAAGCUUCCAGCAGAGGCAGACGAAGGUGCUUCCAGUAGUCGUGCACCAACAUCACAGGCAGCCGAAUCAACUGACAAUGAUCAAGGAAUCUCAACUGUGGACUUAAACUCCAGCUUAACAGUUUAACAAAUGCACACUGCUGUAUGCUGCUGCUCUGCAAAGUUGCAAUUUUCACAAACUGUAAAUUUCCCCUAAUGCAAAAGACUGAUUACUUUUGGCCUACUGUUAGCAUCAAAGAACAAUUAACCUUGCUGUAUAAGG
Messenger RNA from Daucus carota subsp. sativus, 658 nucleotides. RefSeq lists its product as uncharacterized. The transcript is spliced from 4 exons. Bases 71 to 523 code for a protein of 150 amino acids. The record is from RefSeq and is a predicted model, not a curated record. NCBI's taxonomy places the organism in Eukaryota, Viridiplantae, Streptophyta, Magnoliopsida, Apiales, Apiaceae.